AAAACAUUUGACAAUCUUUCGCGCAAUUAUGUCAACUUUUAUCGUCUGCAGUGAAAUUAUACCAGAGCACCGGUUCCGGUUGGCGUUGAAAACCACAGCUUUAAGAAAUGGACGACUGUGAACCUGGUGAAUCUGAUGUAAACAAUGUUGAGCAGAUCAGCCAAACUCUAACCAGGACCACUGAGGACGAUUCAAUUUUGAAGGAACGCCUUCAAGAUCUACAUAAAGCCUUACGGGACCCCAUUCCAGACAAACCAACUGCGAAGUUUAUCACAGACAGAGCUCAAGCACUGGUUGAACAGUUGAAUCAGAAGAGAAAGAAUGAUGUACAGCUGAUAGAAAGUUUCAGACAGGCACUUGAAGUUCAGACUGCCUCAGUGGUAGAGAGGAUCCAGCAGCAAUUGUAUGCGGCCUACAGUACCCAGAGUGCACUUGUAGAUCAGAAACUACAUGAACUCUUCACUUGUCUCGAUGACAUCUCUGUCACAGAAGCUGAGCUCGAGAAUUUCAAAAAGUCCCUUAGAAACCUCUAUCAGGAGAUAUAUUCGCAUGGGAGUCCCAGUAAAUCGUGACUGAAUAUAAUAU
Molecule: messenger RNA, 585 nt
Organism: Mya arenaria
Lineage: Eukaryota; Metazoa; Mollusca; Bivalvia; Myida; Myidae
Exons: 4
Coding region: 108-572 (154 amino acids)
Biological process (GO): synaptonemal complex assembly
Cellular component (GO): central element
Source: RefSeq, a predicted model, not a curated record